AUAGAUCCUACAUCCAGAAUUAGGCCCUGCUCAUCUAUGACUACUCUCCUUUUUCACAUCCACUUUCUUUAGCAGUGUCGGCAAAGUCCAUCGAUCACCGCAACCCUAUCUAUCCGUCUCUGUGAUCCACCACCAUGCAUCUUCUACUGCUUGCCCUAUUCUUCAGUGCUGUGAUACUGGUAUUCAAAUUCGUACACUCAAUCAUCUGGGUUCCAUGGAGGAUCCAACAAUACUUCAAGACUCAGGGCAUCGGCGGCCCAGGGUACCGACCCAUUUCAGGAAACGUGGGCGAGUUCCAGCGUAUGUACGCGGAGGCUCAGUCGAAAUCAAUGAGUGGAUUGCAGCAUGACAUACUUCACCGAGUGCUUCCGCACUACUCCAGGUGGUCAGGCGCUUACGGGAAGACGUUUAUUUGGUGGUUAGGGACAAAGCCCAGGCUGGCUCUAGCAGAUCCGGAGUCGAUUAAGGAGGUUUUCCUCAAAGCAGGUGUGUCCUAUGAUAAGGCUAGGUUUAACCCCCUGUCUAAGCUGCUGUUUGCAGGUGGACUUGUUGCGUUGAACGGUGAGAAGUGGGCUCUUCAUAGAAGAAUCACGAAUCAGGCUUUCAAUACGGAGACAGUUAAGGGGUGGGUGCCGGAAAUUGUGGCAAGUACUAGUAAGAUGUUGGAAGAGUGGGAGGAAGCAAGAAGGGGGAGGGAUGAAUUGGAAAGGGAAGUGCAUAGAGAGCUGCAAAAUCUUUCUGCAGACAUUAUAUCUAGAACGGCUUUUGGGAGCAGUUUCCAGGAGGGAAAAUGCAUUUUUGAACUACAAGAACAGCAAACCCACCUCGUCGUCCAGGCUUUGAGAAGUAUCUACAUUCCUGGCUUCAGAUAUUUGCCCACUAAAAAGAAUAGAGAAAGGUGGAGAAUAGAGAAGGAAAUUGAAGAAUCAAUACAAAGGCUGAUAGACAAUAACAACAAAACGAAAGAGAAUUCUAAAAAUCUAGUCAGUCUACUGUUGUCUGCCUACAAGAAUCAGCAUGGUGAAGAAGAGAGAUUAACCGUGCAAGAAGUUAUAGACGAAUGCAAGACCUUCUACUUUGCAGGAAAGGAAACAACUGGUAAUCUUUUGACUUGGGCACUUGUCCUUUUAGCAAUGCAUCAAGAAUGGCAAACCAAGGCACGAGAAGAAGUGGUCCAAGUCUAUGGCCACACCAUGUCUUCCUCUGCAGACAAUUUAAGCAAGCUCAAGACUGUGGGCAUGAUAAUCAAUGAAACACUUCGACUCUAUCCCCCUGUCCAAACCAUGUCAAGGGUACCGACAAAAAAUGUGAAGUUAGGAAGGUUAGGUGUUCCUGCAGGCACACAGAUCUCUUUGGCCAUGACCGCUGUUCAUCAUGACACUCAAAUAUGGGGUGAAAAUGCUAAUGAAUUCAACCCCUUCAGAUUUAAGGAGCCUCGGAAGCAAUUAGGCUCAUUUUUCCCAUUUGGGUUAGGCCCCAGGAUAUGCAUAGGUCAAAAUUUUGCGAUGGUUGAGGUGAAAAUUGUCCUAGCCAUGAUCAUCCAACAAUAUUCCUUUGUCUUAUCUCCAACAUAUGUUCAUGCCCCAACGCAAACCUUUACCCUGCAGCCCCAGUACGGUGCCCACAUCCUCUUUACAAGGAUUUGAAGUCAAAGGUUCUUUUCUUUUCUCUAUGAUGUUUGUGACAACAAUAUUGUACUAUCGUUCCUAAUGUUGUAAGCUUGUAUCCAGUUGAUGAUGGAUGACAAAGCAAAUUAAUGAUAUGUUACUACCUAUCUUUUAUAUUUUCAAAUUAUGUAAUAGUUAUGUACGCUUAUAUAUGGAUUGAAGUACGUUUUGCUCUAUUUUA
Molecule: messenger RNA, 1848 nt
Organism: Vitis riparia (riverbank grape)
Lineage: Eukaryota; Viridiplantae; Streptophyta; Magnoliopsida; Vitales; Vitaceae
Product: cytochrome P450 734A1-like
Exons: 4
Coding region: 135-1646 (503 amino acids)
Molecular function (GO): monooxygenase activity; oxidoreductase activity, acting on paired donors, with incorporation or reduction of molecular oxygen; heme binding
Source: RefSeq, a predicted model, not a curated record